Trichoderma atroviride IMI 206040 is the source of this 825-nucleotide messenger RNA. The record is from RefSeq and is a predicted model, not a curated record. Lineage: Eukaryota; Fungi; Ascomycota; Sordariomycetes; Hypocreales; Hypocreaceae.
CAGCUCAAUCACAUCAAUCAACCCAAUCACAUCAAUCACAUCAAAACAAUAGGAGCAACAACUAAUACCACCACCACUACAAUCACCGCUUCUAUAAAGCAGCAGCUUCCUGGCAGCCUUGACACAACUUGCCAUCAGCAACCCAAGCAAUCAAUCACAAUUGAUUCUCAACUCAACUCCGGCAACUCUUCAGACAACACCAACAUGUCUCUCCUUGGACACAACGGCGGCCUCUCCAUCGGCAAGGCUCAACGUCCCGGACCCUCUCUGGGCAAAAAGGCCGAGAAACCCACUUCUUCCUCCUCCUCUUCUCCCUCCGGCUCUCGCUCUCAAAGCCUUGAGCGUCGCGGCCUCGGCCAGAUGCUCAACGGCAUUCUCCACGGACAGCGCCGCGAUGAGGCGUACCUUCGAGCAGACGACAGCAGCGAAACUGCUUCGCUGUCGUCUGUCGCCACUGAGAAGCGAGCUCUACUAGGAGCAAAGGCCAAGGCUUCAUCGCCAUCAAAAAGCUCCUCCUCAGCCCGCAAAGAACCAAGAAUGCCCAAUAUCAACGAGAGCAUGGUGCCUCGCGGUGGUCUCCGAUGACUAUAAGAUAUACAUUACGCGGACACAUACAAUUACUCGAUUGCUUUUGGAUUUUUUUGUUUUCUUUCCUUUAUUAUUUGAUCUUGGGAAAAUUGGGGUCAAGGUAUACAAAGAGCGUUGAAAGAGCAUAGCAUGAUGAACAAUAAUGGGACUGGGCGAAUGUUAGUGAUGAGUUACGGGCGUACUAAACAGUUUUCUUAAUUGAAUUAUAUUUCUCUACUGACUCUAAUGAGUAACUUU